GGCCAAACGUUUGUAAUGUGGAGGGUGGAUUUAGAAAAACUUCGUCGCAUUGAACGUAUUGUUGUUUACUCCAGAACGGAUAACAGAAUAUGGGAUGGAGAUAACCAAUUUUCAAAAAGAUUACUAGGAUUUUCAAUCAUUGUUUCGAACACCACUAACCAUAAAGAUGGCGUCAUUUGUUUUCACGACCAAAUAUACAACAAGAAUACAAUACCAUCGGUGGUAGAUAUUCUCUGUUCUGUCGUUGGACGCUAUGUUAUAUAUUACAAUGAGAGACUACCAGGAGUCACAUACUAUGCAGAACAUAGUCAAUAUGCUUUUGCUGACCUCUGCGAAGUAGAAGUUUACGGUUGUCCUAUAGUCCAGAGAAGGUUUCAAGACGAGGCCUGCAGACGCAUGUGUGUCGAAAUGUGUAGGAAGGAUCUAGAAAAUCUCAGUUACAAGAAAAGAACUUGGCAGUCUGCGACAUAUUCCUCUUCGGGAACAAGCGAUAAAGCAGUUGAUGGACGAUAUACGUCACGCCAUUACUCAAGUGGACAGUGUGCUAUAUCAAAACCAUCAACACAAAUAACAUGGUGGGUUAAUCUGGGGAAAAUAUACACGAUAGACCAUGUCGUAAUUUACUUCAGGACCGAUAACGUACAGUGGGGAAUAAACAAUGGCUAUACGGCAGUUUUCCUAGGAUUUUAUUUGUACAUUUCGAACACCACCAAUCGUCAUGACGGAAUCCUAUGUCACCACGAUACAAAUUACACAAGAGAAACCAUUCCUGAUCACGUGUCUAUUGAUUGUCCUUGCCAUGGACAAUACGUCAUUUUUUACAAUGAACGUCUGCCCGGAGUUACAUACCCUUAUGGGUAUUCAAACAUGGCUUAUGGUGACCUCUGUGAAGUUGAGGUUUAUGGUUGUCCUAAUCCUGUGGUCGAAGUUCCUCAGUGUUCUAAACCGUGUCCAUCAAACUGUGAAGAAUGUUACCCAGACACGGGAAUAUGUAUGAAGUGUAAACUUGGUUUUGAAGGCUAUGCUUGUGAAAGAGCCUGUCAAGCGGUGACCGACGUAAAAGUAUCGUUACCAGUUACAAUCGCCGGAUCAGCAUACGAAGCAUUGUUUUCAAGCAAGGGAUAUUCUUUUCCAGAACAUGGACACCACAAUAUGUCUCUUUUUUUGUCAUUAUCUGAACAGUCGACAAACCUUGUAAGCGUGUCCUUCACAAUCCAUGGGGCAUCGGUAGUCAGUGUGUACUUGUUGGAUGGGAUAGGCUCUCUAAUCAGGAUGUAUGUCGACGAGUCUAUGGAAUCUGAGGAUGUAAAUGUCACAGUUGUAAACAACAUCAUUGCUGAAGUUCAUUCUAUUAUAAUAGAAGUUGUGUAUUACCAUCAACUUGUCAUCUCGAAAUUGAGGCUGCCACUCCGUAAAUGCUUCAACUAUAUCAAUAGCACGAUUUAG
Magallana angulata is the source of this 1446-nucleotide messenger RNA. RefSeq lists its product as uncharacterized. Lineage: Eukaryota; Metazoa; Mollusca; Bivalvia; Ostreida; Ostreidae. The transcript is spliced from 9 exons. The record is from RefSeq and is a predicted model, not a curated record. The coding region runs from base 16 to 1446 and encodes 476 amino acids.